Messenger RNA from Suillus fuscotomentosus, 471 nucleotides. RefSeq lists its product as uncharacterized. NCBI's taxonomy places the organism in Eukaryota, Fungi, Basidiomycota, Agaricomycetes, Boletales, Suillaceae. The transcript has 2 exons. The record is from RefSeq and is a predicted model, not a curated record. The annotation marks the transcript as partial.
GAACAGCUUGAUCUUUCUUACAAAAACUCAAGGGAAUUGAAUAAGAUAAUCGACAAGCAGCUUCCCAGUCACCCAAAGUUCAGGUGUGAACAAAUUGUCAUUGCAGGUGAGGCAUUCGACAUUUUCUAUAGGGAUGUCACCGAGUGUGUCAAAGCCUUGUAUGGUGAUCCAGAUUUUGCCAAUUUUUCAGUCUUUGCACUGGAACACCACUAUGCAGACAAGGAACAAACUGUCUGGUUAUACUAUGAUAUGCAUACUGGUAAAUGGUGGUGGGAUACUCAGGUAAGUUUAUAUUUUGAAGAUUUCUGCUCAUUGAAACUAACUGAUAAAAAACUUGAUCAGCACAAACCGGGUGCAACUAUCAUUCUGAUUAUUAUUUCAAGUGAUAAGACUCAAGUAACAAUGUUCCACAACAAAACAGCUUACCUAGUCUACCUUACCAUUGGCAAUAUUCCAAAGGAUAUUCGCUGA